CUUUAAAGAUGAAGAGGGAGGCAGAGAGGAUGAAGAGGAGGCGGCGUUCGCUACCUGCUGCUUCCUUCCUCGCUCAAAUAUUCAAAGCCGUGCGGCGGGCGGACGCUUCGUCACAGCGAUGAGGCUGUGCGGCCGCAGCUUUUAGUUCUGAUGGAGGAGGGAGAAGGGGAAGCGGUUCAGGCUAACGGCGACCCUUCGGGGUACCCGAGGGAUGCCGGCGCGGCGGGGCAUCCUGUCCAUUUGCAAAGGGUGCCUUGUGGGGACAAGAUGCCGUUCCACCAUGUGACGGCGGGCCUGCUGUAUAAAGGCAACUACCUGAGUCGCUCACUUUCAGACAGCGACAGCGACGUGCUGGCCAGCAUCUCCGUGGAGGAACUUCACGAGAUCCGGGAGGCCUUCAAGGUUCUUGACCGCGACGGGAACGGUUUCAUCUCCAAGCAGGAGCUGGGAAUGGCCAUGCGCUCCCUGGGCUACAUGCCCAGCGAGGUGGAGCUCGCCAUCAUCAUGCAGAGGCUCGACAUGGACGGUGAUGGCCAGGUGGACUUUGAGGAGUUUAUGACCAUCCUGGGCCCGAAACUUCUCUCUUCUGAAACAAGAGAAGGUUUCCUGGGAAGCACCAUAGACACCAUCUUCUGGCAGUUUGACAUGCAGAGGAUCACGCUGGAGGAACUCAAGCAUGUCCUCUUCUACGCCUUCCGAGACCACCUGACCAUGAAGGACAUUGAGAACAUUAUCAUCAACGAGGAAGAGAGCCUCAAGGAGAACGCAGGGAACUGUCAGACCGAAUUUGAAGGAGUCCACCCGUCGAAGAAGAACCGGCAAACAUGCGUGAGGAAGAGUCUAAUCUGCGCCUUCGCAAUGGCGUUCAUCAUCAGCGUCAUGCUGAUCGCAGCCAAUCAGAUGCUGAGGAACGGCAUGGAGUAGCCACGCCCACUGUGACUCGCACGCACGUAAACACACUUUUUGUCUUUUUUCCCUGGCGCUCCACCCCCUUUACUCCGACAGCAGGGACACUCAAGGGCUGACGUUACCCACAAUCCUCCUCUGUCCCCUUCUGAUGAUGCAAUAAAACGGCGCCGGCCAUGGGAAGGAGGACUUGAUUUGAGGAGUUUCACGGAGACGGGAUCGACAUAGCGACUUGACACGGUGAACGCACGCUUUGGCCGUCGCAAGGAAUGCUGGGAAUUGUAGUUUUUUUCAAUACACUUUCUCCAUCAGAACUACUAUGAGCGAUGGUUCUUCAACCUCCUCUCCUUUCUCCUUCUACUCCGUCCCAUUAAUCUGUGCUGUUUCCCUUCGAGUUUGUGUGCAUCUUCAUUUCAGCGUUAUUGAUCGGUUCACGGUUGAUUGACGGAUGACACUGUAGUCUUUUUGCAUAAUAAGCUUUACACAUGAUCAAGCACAUCUUGCAGCAAUACCGAUAUCUCACAUCCAUUUUCUAAAUCUUACACUCAUCACUGCAUUGGCUGGCACUGACAGUGAUAGACAUUGGGUGUCAAACUCAUCUUUGUCGCAGGCCACAUAAUAGUUAUUGUGACUGCCACCAUUAAUAUUCAACUAAUUGUUUAGCAAAUACUCUUUCGAGAGUCGAUCCAUCUUUUAGAGACAUACAGUUAUAUUCAAAAUUAUUCAACCCCCACUUUCGUAUAGUGUUGUGACAUGUCUGACAUGAUCAAUGGUGUACCGCAAACACACGUCACUUUUGCUCAUUAAUAUUCAUGACGUUAGCAAUUGUGGCUAGGCGGGUCAACCUCCCGUUUGUCCCCAAGACUAAAUGAAUGGAAAUGGUGUACGAACGAGAUGUUUACUGAGCUAAACUUACCAAUUCUGUCUGAAAAUGAUGUCCCUGGUGCCAAAUUGACUGGUAAAGAUGUGGAAGAACAUACAAAUGUUCAGUUAAACAGAUGGCUAGAGUGUCGAGGGCUGAAGAAGACGAGCCGAUCUGAUCCAGAGUUAGCUUUUUUAUCGACUCCUUUUUCUUGUGUGCAUUGCCUUACGCUACUGACAAUGAUAUUCUCCUGUUUCAACAAUCUAUCCUUGACCACCAUAUGCCCUGUGUUUCUUAUAUAUUAUAUCCUCUGGUUGUCUUACGUCUCUGACCGUUCUUGGGGCAAUUUACAUUGCUAUUUUUGUGUAGCGAUCGCAAAUGCUACUCAGUGACAGCCAACGAACACUUUUAAUUUUCUCAUUAAUAACUAAUCUUAAUUCUAUCAUUUAUUUACGCUUCUCCCUUAUUAAAGUUGUUUUUUUUUUCAAUAGAAAGGGUAACAGUGGCAGUCCAAUACCAUUUUAAUGUUUUUCAGGUCAUUCAUUGUCAGGCAGAAGCAGCACGGCAAAACGCCACACUAAAAAAUAAGUAAAAAUAUCAAAAUGGCUUACCUUUUCAUCCUCUGAAAGGACCAUGGCCCCCAACAGAAUGUUUACUGCAUAUGAUUUGUGAAUGGCUUCACCCUGCUGGCUUUAAACAGGUCUUUUGGACGUCUGCACAAGUUGAUCCAUUCUUCACAUUUUGUCCUCCGAGGUUUUUGUUUCGGGAAACGUACGAAGAAAACAUCCUUCAUAUGUCGUAAUCUCAAGAGUCGUUUCUACAAGUUCCAUAGCAGAAGUGUUUGAUCGGCAUGUUCUUUUUUGAAAGAUUAUCAGAGAAAACAAGCAGAAAUAACAUGGUUUGUAUGCGAGGGCGUGUCUAUAAUGUCCCACUCCCACGUUACGAUGGCGAUGUCACAGUUUGAAAAAAGCAUCUGUGCUGUACACUAUUUCAUUCAUAAACAAACUAGACGAGCACCCUGAGAGAGCAGACUUCAACUUAAGCAGCCAAAUUCAAAACAUAAGUUGAAAAAUAAAUGUUAGUAUAACACUAGACUGCAGUGGAGGUUGAAUGAUUUUGAACACAACCGUGGUUGACCUAUAAAUUGUCCAAAUCCUAUUGUGGGGCCCUUGAUAGCAAGAAUGUUCCUAUUUUUUCAUUUUUUAUUCAUUCAUUUCUAUUUUUUUCUCAUAAAAAUGCAAAAGGGGAAAAACAGUAACAAAGCUCUUUAUUUAUUUUGUAAAUGUUCAUUUUUUUAAAAAUUAUUUUUCAUUUUCAAAAACAAAACAGAAAAAAACUAGAUAUUCUUUUUAUUUUGGUUUUGUUUACUCCUUAAAAUAGAAAACCGUAUUCUCUUUUAAAUUUAAAUGAUUUUUAUUAUUAAACAAAAAGGAAAAACAAACAGUAAGUAACAUUUUUUUUUAAUUUAAAAAAGGAGAAAAACUAUGCAUUUUCUUUUACGAAUUUAAAUAUAAUAUAUAUAAUAAUAAUAUAAUAUAAAUAUCAGAUUUUUGUUAUCCUUGAUCUGUCACUGAGGACAACAGAAGUUUUCUUUAAAUUUUAUUUUAGCAAAAAAGUUACUGGGGUGUUAAUUAAUCGGUGGAGUUGAUAUCAACAAAUUCCGUGCAGUUUGUUAGCUAUUUGUUGUAUUUGUGGCUAAGCUAGCGUGAGUCAAUAGUACAGUUCUAGCUUGCCAAUAAAAAACAACUAAUGGACGCAUGAAAAUUACUGAUCACCAGAGGUGGGUAGAGGAGCCCACAAUUUUACUCAAGUAAGAGGAGCGUUACUUCAAAAUAAUAUUACCCAAGUAAAAUUAAAAGUAGUCAUCCAAAAAUGUACUCAAGUACAAGUAAAAAACUAUCCAGUGAAAAGACUACUCUAGUAAUGAGUAACAUUGUGAGUAACUGCUGUAAAUCUAUACGAACUGUUGUUACAAUGAUACUGUACAAUAUCCCACUACAUAACCACAAUAAGCCAAAUAAAUUAUUUAAAAAAAAAACAAAAAACAUUGAAUUCCUACGAGAGAAAAAAAAUUACAUAAAUGAAGCAUUAUUCAUCCAAACAGCUUGACUGCCCUCUGGUGGAGAAAAUAUUUCCUUCAUAAUUACUAUUAUGAAAUCAAAAGGAUCAUAUCUCCGGUUUUCCGUGGUCAAUCGGUGCCAAAUAAAAACUUGGAGAGAGGUUAAAAUCCGCGCUUUCGAGUCAUGUUGAGGGAAGCGCUCUAUGUCAAAUAAUUAGUUUGUUUUUUUUUUUUUUUUUAAAUCAGUGCUUUAAAGAUACCACAUAAUUGAACAGGCUCGUGUGAACAUAGAACGGCAAGCUUGCAUCUGAUUGGUAUAAUGGAGUCAUGUGAUCAUUGUUGCAACGUCUCAUUGGUGAAAUUGGUAGAACUACUCCUGGCAUUGCUAGCAAAAUAAAUAAAUAAAUGUAAUAUGUAAAAUAAAGAGGAAAAAUAUAACGACUCUUCUGAAGCCCAAAGUAGCAGAGUAAGAGUAGCGUUUUUUUCUUCAAAAAUCUACUCAAGUAAAAGUAAAAAGUAUGGCUUAGUAAAACUACUCUUAGAAGUGCAUUUUUCUCAAAAAGUUACUCAAGCAAAUGUAACAGUGCAUCCAACCCGUUACUACCCACCUCUGCCGAUGUCCCAUGCAAUCAAUAGUUUUGGGUAUGUUUUCGGGAUAAAGUUAUUAAUACAAUUUACCAUUGCAUGUCAAUAAUUGUAGUAUGGACAGAAACAUUUGUAAUCCAGCAGCUCUGCAGGGAACAGGCUGCAGAGCAGAGUGAUAUUUUUUCCACCCAUGUAUUUAUGUCGUAGCCAGCUGCAAGUAGCCAGUUUAUAUUGUUCCUCGUUCUUCGUACGGAAUUUGUGGAAACUUUCCUUUGCCCAUUUCUUCUGUUUCCACAGCCUCUAAAUGCACAUUUCACCAUGUUGCCGUCCUUCAGUCAAGUCAGUUGACUGAUGCUGCAUUCGAGGAAGGUGUAAAGUCGGAGUUUCCAACCUCUGACCUGGAAAUAUAUCACUGGAAAGCCACUCGAACUGGGAGGUUUUAGUCACGAAGUUGGAAAAAAAAGUACCCAGUAAUCACAAGUUGAUUCAAUCUGACAUCAAUCGACGAAAUAGCGCUGUCUGUCGAAAAGCAGACUGUCAAUAGUAAAACUAAAGAUGGCAGUUUACAGUUUGUCCUAUUUACCUUAGCCGUUGUUUUUUCUCCACUAUUUAAUUGCUAAGCAGAUUUGCUGGAGGUCAAAAUGUCUUUUGAUGGCCAAAAUAAUAAACAACUUGUCACGAUCAGCCAUCUUUGCAGUUACCAUUCGCUUGGAACGCUAUGAGGUCGCAACUGGUACCAUCAGAGUGCGAUAAGUCAGACUUCUACCUUCUUCAAAUGCAGCCUGAGCACGAGUGACCGAAGCACUCAUGUCUACUGUAGUCACAUUCAAUGUUCCCUCUCAAUCUUCAUGUGUCUGAGCAGACACGCAAGCUCCCUGAGCAAACAGAGGACCACUGUGAGCAACAUCAGAUGUGUUCGCUGUGGCCACACAUCAGUAUCACACCUGUUGAAAACCUUGGAUCACAGCAAGAUACGUGGCUUUUUAAAAGAAUGAAAAUACAGCAGCAAUUUGCAUUAGUUUAGUUUUAAUAUACCGUAUUGGUCCGAAUAUAAGAUGGGGUUUUUUGCAUUGAAAUAAGAUUGCAAAAGAGGGGGUCGUUUUAUAUUCGCGGUCUAGACGUUAUACAUGACGCCAGAUAUCAUUGAAGCGAUGUUCUGUUAUGACAUAUCUCAGCUACUCUCCCCACUAGAUGGCGCCAGAUAUUAUUGAAGCGAUGUACAUAUACAUACAUACAGCGAUAUACAUAUAUAUAUAUUACUCAGUUUUACAGCUUGUUCUUUUAUUUGCACAUACUGUACUCUGACAGCCAUUCCAUCUUAAAAGAACCGCUUUUCUUUUUUAAUUUGGCUUGAUGAGUGUAGUAUUGCUGCCCGUUCCUUUUGCUAUGAUCAGGAGUUAGCAUUUGCGUCUCUACUCCGCUGCACUGCUGUUGGCUAGCUAACCUGCAAGGCACAUACAGUGGGGCAAAUAAGUAUUUAGUCAACCACCAAUUGUGCAAGUUCUCCUACUUGAAAAGAUUAGAGUGGCCUGUAAUUGUCAACAUGGGUAAACCUCAACCAUGAGAGACGGAAUGUUGAAAAAAAAAAAACAGAAAAUCACAUUGUUUGAUUUUUAAAGAAUUUAUUUCCAAAUUAGAGUGGAAAAUAAGUAUUUGGUCACCGACAAACAAGCAACAUUUCUGGCUGUCAAAGAGGUCUAACUUCUUGUAACGAAGUCUAACGAGGCUCCACUCGUUACCUGGAUUAAUGGCACCUGUUUUAACUCAUUAUCAGUAUAAAAGACACCUGUCCACAAUCUCAGUCAGUCACACUCCAAACUCCACUAUGGCCACGACCAAAGAGCUGUCGAAGGACACCAGAGACAAAAUUGUAGGCCUGCGCCAGGCUAUGAAGACUGAAUCUGCAAUGGGUAAAACGCUUGGUGUAAAGAAAUUAACUGUGGGAGCAAUUAUUAGAAAAUGGAAGACAUACAAGACCACUGAUAAUCUCCCUCGAUCUGGGGCUCCAUGCAAGAUAUCACCCCGUGGCGUCAAAUUGAUAACAAGAAUCCCAGAACCACACGGGGGGACCUAGUGAAUGACCUACAGGGAGCUGGGACCACAGUAACAAAGGCUACUAUCAGUAACACAAUGCGCCGCCAGGGACUCAAAUCCUGCACUGCCAGACGUGUCCCCCUGCUGAAGCCAGAACACGUCCAGGCCCGUCUGCAGUUCGCUAGAGAGCAUUUGGAUGAUCCAGAAGAGGACAGGGAAAUUGUUAUGGUCAGAUUCAACCAAAAUAGAACUUUUUGGUAGAAACACAGGUUCUGGUGUUUGGAGGAGAAAGAAUACUGAAUUGCAUCCGAAGAACACCAUACCCACUGUGAAGCAUGGGGGUGCAAACACCAUGCUUUGGGGCUGUUUUUCUGCAUAGGGACCAGGACGACUGAUCUGUGUAAAGUAAAGAAUGAAUGGGGCCAUCUAUCGAAAGAUUUUGAGUGAAAAUCUCCUUCCAUCAGCAAGGGCAUUGAAGAUGAGACGUGGUUGGGUCUUUCAGCAUGACAAUGCUCCCAAACACACAGCCAGGGCAACAAAGGAGUGGCUUUGUAAGAAGCAUUUCAAGGUCCUGGAGUGGCCUUGCCAGUCUGCAGAUCUCAACCCCAUAGAAAAUCUGUGGAGGGAGUUUAAAGUCCGUGUUUCCCAACGACAGCCCCAAAACAUCACUGCUCUAGAGGAGAUCUGCAUGGAGGAAUGGGCCAAAAUACCAGCAAAAGUGUGUGAAAAGCUUGUGAAGAGUUACAGAAAACGUUUAGCCUCUGUAAUUUUUUUCCACAUUCCGUCUCUCAUGGUUGAGGUUUACCCAUGUUGACAAUUACAGGCCUCUCUAAUAUUUUCAAGUGGGAGAACUUGCAUAAUUAGUGACUGUGAGUUGACUAAAUACUUAUUUCCCCCACUGUAUGGGCUGCGUUGCGUAAGUCAAGUGAACUGUGUCACAUUAUUGGCUAGAUACCUGUUGCUCAUUGAGUUACGUUGCAAAAUGGUACAGAAAACCUUCUGUAAAUCAACACAGGAGUCUAGCUCGCUUUUCACUCGUUCUCCGCACCCACCCAAGUCAUGCAUCUUACAACUCUAUAUAAUCGUGGUGUAGUAACCCACCAAUAGGAGCGUCGCGUUGGCGUAUGGAACGCACCAAUGGAAGUGUCGCAUUGGUGUAUCAAACGCACCGAUCGGAGUGCUGUGCUGUGCUACGUUUCUGUUGAAUUUUAUUUCGUGCGCUGCAUCGAUUUUCUUGUGCGCUGAGUUUGUGCAAGUGAUUGCGCACGCGCGCAGCUUAGAAGGAACAUUGGUCACAUUAUGCAUUUAAAAAAAAUAGUCCUGCAGAAUGAAAUGAAUUACGGCGGCUUGGUGUGACAUUUUUGUGGCUGCAUGGUUAUUUCAAACAAUGAUCUGCAUUUUGAAUUUAAUUGACUAUCUUACAACUGUUAAUGUCGUUUUAUAUUAGCAUGCUAGGAUUGUACUAUUGACUCGUGGUAGUUUAGCCAAUCCGGAGCCCUGAAACUAACAAAUAACUGACAAACUACACGGAAUUUGUUAAAAUCAACUCCACCGAUUGAUUGAACCCCUGCUAACUCAAAGAUUAAGCCUAAUGUCAAAAAUUCGGAACUUCCACUUUAAUGCACAGGAUUGACUUUCGCGGGCCUCACAAAAUGUUGGGCAGUGCCGGAUCAGGCCCCCGGGCCUUUUGUUUGACAACAGUGUGAUAGAUGAAACAGAGUUGCUUUAAAUCGGAACUGUUUUACACUGUAACUUUCUCAAAUUGUCACUUAAAACACCCAAACAAAGGAAAAAUGUGCUCAACCUUCCAACUGUUAUCUCGGCUUUAAUUGUUUGUCAUAAAUUCACACUGAGUACCAUUGACAGCAACAGAAGUCCAGUCCAAUUGGACUAAUUGGGCUGGCAGCGACCAUUCGCUUGCUGCUUGCCCUCCCUGUCCAAAUGGAUUGGACAUCUAUCCCCGUCAAUGGCGCCAAAACAUGCUCAUUCAAGGAAGAAGCCACGUGGUCUCUUUGACCCCGCCCACACGUCGUGGUUCGUUAUGUGUUGUGUACGUAUGUUCUGGGAAGUAACAAAUCACUGUGACUGCACAAAUAACAGCAACGCCCACGCACCGGGUGACGUCACUCUAAGGCACGUGCGUGUUCCAAGCCAUAAUAGACACAAACGGGAUGGCCAGUAAUUUGGUGUGAGCGCGCCCUCUAGUGGUCAUCACACGAAUGACGUAUUGGCUUGCAUUUUUAGUAUGAAUUACGGUACUACGAAGAAAAUCUUAUCUUCAGCCAUAUUGAUUUAAUGUUAUAAAGCGAACAUUACUAGUAGAUUAUUUUUUUGUAUUGGUGGGUUCGUUUAUAGAAAAUAUAAUAUAUCAAAUACAAGGUGUAUGAAAAUUUCAUUUUUUAAAUGAAUAUAAUGUCUUGUAUUUUGUUAUUUAAUGUGUUUUACUCACUGCUUAUUAAUGUAAACGUAAAAUAAUCCACUUUCAUUUUAUAAUUUAUAGAUGAUAUAUUUUCUAACAUUUUACAAUUUAUUUGAAAAAAAAAGUUAUAAUAAUAAACGCAUGUGUAUGAUUGUCUAUUUUAAUAGUACAAUAAAUCGUCCUCGUUAUUUAUGAUACAAAAAAUAUAAUUACAAUGAAUUAACAAGUGAUUUAUUCUAACAAUUACAGUGGUAUGAAAAAGUAUCUGAACCUGUUGGAAUUUCUCACAUUUCUGCAUAAAAUCACCAUCAAAUGUGAUCUGACCUUUGUCAAAAACACACAGAUGAAAAAACAGCGUCUGCUUUAACUAAAAGCACCCAAACAUUUAUAGGUGUUCAUAUUUUAACGAGGAUAGUAUGCAAACAAUGACAGAACGGGGGGAAAAUAAGCAAGCGAACCAUCACAUUUAAUAUUUUGUGCCCCCCCCCCCCCCCCCCCCCUUAGGCAGCAAUAACAUCAACCAGACGCUUCCUGUAGCUAAAGAUCAGUCUGGCACAUCGAUCAGGACUAAUCUUGGCCCAUUCUUCUCGACAAAACUGCUGAACUUUCAAUCAGAUUCUUGGGAUGUCUGGCAUGAAUCGCUGUCUUUAGGUCAUGCCACAGCAUCUCAAUGGGGUUCAAGUCUGGACUUUGACUUGGCCACUCCAGAUUGUGUAUUUUGUUCUUCUGAAACCGUUCUGAAGUUGAUUUACUUCUGUGUUUUGAAUAAUUGUCGUGUUGCAGCAUCCAUCCUCUUUUUAGCCUCAACUGUCUGAGAGACGGCCUCAGGUUUUCCUGCAAAAUAUCCUGAUAUAAUUUUGAAUUCGUUCUUCCAUUAAUGAUUGAAAGUUGUCCAGGCCCCGAGGCAGCAAAACAGCCCCAAAUCAUGAUGCUCCCACCACCAUUCUUCAUGGUGGGGAUGAGGUGUUGAUAAUUGUGAGCAUUUCCAUUUUUCCUCCACACACAACGUUGUGUGUUACUUCCAAAUAAUUCAACUUUGGUUUCAUCAGCCAACAAAAUAUUUUGCCAAAACAUCUGUGGAGUGUGCGCGCCAAACUCUCUCCAAUUGUAGACAACUUAUCUGACUGUCGAUUGAUGAACAUCCAGACUUAUAGAGAUGGUUUUGAAUCCUUUCCCAGCUUUAUACAAAUCAAAAAUCCUUGGUCACAGGUCUUCAGACAGCUCUUUUGACCGAGCCAUGAUGCACGUCAGACAAUGCUUCUCAUCAAGACAUUUCUUUAUCAGGUGUGUGUUUAAUAGUGGGCAUGGCAGCUUUAAACCACUCAUCAUAUAUUGGGCACAUUCGUUUCAAUUGCUCUUUAAGUCUCCUUAGGCAGAGGGUUCACUUACUUAUUUUUUCCUUUUCUGUCAUUGUUUGCAUGCUGUCCUCAUUAAAAAAUGAAAACCUAUAAAUAUUUGGGGGUUUUAGUUAAAGCAGAUACUGUUUUUACAUCUGUGUGAUUUUGACAAAGAUCAGAUCACAUUUAAUGGUGAUUUUAUGCAGAAAUGUGAGAAAUUCCAAAAGGUUCAGAUACUUAUUCAUACCACUGUACAAUUUUAAACGCACGUGUAAAAUAAUUCAUUCCAGUAACAGACUCAUUCAUUACAAUAAUAAAGAAGGCAGCGGGCUCGUCCACUUUACCCAACGCUGCUCUCACAGCAGCAUCGUAAUUAUUCUGAAAGACCAAUAUUGCAAAACUUGUACAGGAAACCACACUUUUCAUGUCAUUUUUAUUUUACACCUUCCACAAGGGAACUUCUUAUUUUAGAAAGCAGCCUUGCAGGAGUGUUUGCAUGCCUCCAUUCCUGGGCUGGAAAAGAACACCAGUGUGUCUCUGGAGUAGCAUGGACACUCGCAACACAAUAUAUUAACCAAGCACACACAUACACUUUGCAUGUGCAACACGUGUAGACUUGGAAUUGUUAUAUUUAACAAUGCUCAGUGUGUAAAUACUGAACAUGUGCAAGAUCAUGCAAUAAAUCUUUGU
This is a messenger RNA of Corythoichthys intestinalis (scribbled pipefish), 10892 nucleotides long. RefSeq names its product calcium-binding protein 8. The transcript has 6 exons. Gene Ontology annotation, cellular component: trans-Golgi network membrane. Gene Ontology annotation, molecular function: calcium ion binding. The record is from RefSeq and is a predicted model, not a curated record. NCBI's taxonomy places the organism in Eukaryota, Metazoa, Chordata, Actinopteri, Syngnathiformes, Syngnathidae. Bases 151 to 924 code for a protein of 257 amino acids.